Lymnaea stagnalis (great pond snail) is the source of this 6472-nucleotide messenger RNA. The record is from the annotation of a GenBank genome assembly. NCBI's taxonomy places the organism in Eukaryota, Metazoa, Mollusca, Gastropoda, Lymnaeidae.
GUAGAUAAUACUUAGGUUUGAAGCUCUCUUUACUAAUGUUGCUAGCUUCUGUGAUGAAUAUGUAUUUAAAAGGAAUAAAAUACUCGCCUGUUUGAAUGUUGAAGCUAAGGCUAAACCUAUUCAAAUUUAGUAGAUAAAAAUAGUAUAAUUAAAAAAAAUUUUUUAUUUAAGUUGUGGAAUUGUUCAUGAGUCCAUGUGACAUAAAAAAAAAUGAUAAAAUAAUUUAUGCUAUUGAUUAUUUGGAUUUCGGCCUACUUUACCCCAGUGUUUCAUUGUUUAAAAUAUAGACCUUUUAAUAGUGGAGGACUAGGGUGUGGUGUAUUUAAAUGCACUAUUAAUAUAAUACCUAACAGGUAAGUUGAGUUAUAGUACAGUUCAGCUGCAUUUACAUGUCACUCAUUGUCAAUGAUAUUGAAAUAAUUACAGUAUUAUUAUAGUAUUAUCAAUGUGUUUUAGGUAACUAUUUGAAUUUUCAAGACUCUUUGUUUUAUUUCCAAAGAUUAAAGUGUGUCAAUUUAAAUUUUAAAAUGUAUUUUUCAUUUCUGUGCUAUUUUGAUUUCCAAAGCACCUAUUUUGAUCAAUCAAUGACAAUGGGUUCAUGCAGAAAAUUGCCAAGGGAUCAGAAUCCUCCGUUUAUGAAUAAAUAUUUAAAAAUUAUUUAAAUAUUUUGCAAAUAGUAACUAAUUUUAUUUAUUGGAUUAUUUUUUUUUUAGAUCUUAUGGCACAUCGACCCACUGUGGUGUGCUAUAUUUGUGGUAGAGAGUUUGGUUCUAAAUCAAUUUCAAUUCAUGAGACUCAAUGUAUAAAAAAAUGGAAUACUGAGAAUGAUAAGCUACCACAAGCCCAACGCCGUCCUGCUCCAAUAAAACCACAGCUUCUCCCAGCUAUUGGAAAGUCUGCUGGAAAAUCUGAAAAUGAGCGUUUUAAUGAGCUUGCAUGGCAGGCAGCUCAGGCUAAUCUUGCAGAAUGUGAUAACUGUGGAAGAACUUUUCAACCUGAUAGAUUAGCUGUACAUCAACGCAGUUGUAAACCUGGUAAACCACUUAAGCCAUUGAGACAAAACACAAACAGCAGUGCCACAAAUAGUGACAUCAAAAGACCAGGAACAGCAACUCUCUCAUCACCUACUGUGCUAAAACUUGAUGAGACUGUAGAUAUAAACCAAAAUGAAAUAGCAAGCUCAACAACUUCUUUAUCAUCUCAGUCAGUGGUGAGUAGACCAAAAAGUGGGAAAAACAGCAACAGACCAUUAAGUGCAAAAGGUAGAACACGUCCAGAUUUGUCUGUGAAAAAGGAUCAGGGAGAGCUUCAAAUAAACGGACACUCAAAACCAGGAAAUACUGACACUAUGAGCCGUCAGAGCACGUAUACUGCACCUAUUCAAAAAGGGCCGCCAAAACCAAAAAGAGGGCCUCCUGGUUCGAAUUUUGUCGUUUGUUACAUUUGUGGAAGACAGUUCACAAAGGCAUCAAUAGGUGUGUUACAGUUUAAUAGGUCAAUAUAUUAAAACAUUAUACUUAAAAGCAAAUCCUCUAUUUUGCUAAGAGACUAAUAUUAUGUAACUUUUUACAAAUGUCACAACCCAUUAAUUUAAUUUCUUUUUUUUUUUUAAAUAUAAAAAUAAUUUUUUAGGGAGAUCAAAUUAUUAGAGUAGAAUAUUAAUUUUUUAAAACGUAUAUUUAAAAGGCAUUCAUGAACCUCAAUGUCUUGAGAAAUGGAAAAUUGAGAACAGCAAACUUCCUAAAGAACACAGAAGACCUUUGCCAAAGAAACCUGAGAUCCUUAAGUCUGGAGGCACAUACGAUGUAGAGGCAGCAAAUGAAGCUGCAUGGCAGGCAUCUCAAGCAAAUCUUGUACCAUGUCCUAAUUGUGGAAGAACAUUUAAUCCAGAUCGCCUGUCUGUCCAUCUUAGAGCUUGCAAACCUAAAGCUGGUAGCACAAGUAGGUUCACAUGUUAACAGUAAAUUUGAUGUGUGGAGCUGGAAGUCAUUUUUUUAUUGCCACAAUUUUUCUAAAUUAUUAUUGAUUUAAACUUCACUUAUUUCAUUUACACAAGAGACUUGAAAUUUAUGAUGAAAGACAAACAUGAUAGGCUUCAAACUGUUAUUUACUUCAAUUUAAAAGUAAUUUUGUGAUGAUAUUUUUGUUAAUCUGUGAAUUAAAACUCAAAACUUUUUUCCCUCACUUCAGAUAAUCCAUUUACUUUUAAAACAUGACUUUAAACCUUACUCUUUCCUGUUAAUAUUUUUGAAAAUCGACGCGUGAAAAAAAACAAAAGUAACAGCUGGGAUUUUCCAAAGGCUUUCAUCGUUAUAAACAAUAUUAUUUAAUUUAAUUUCAGUUGUGCAACAAAGUAAUAACAACUCCACUGCUAGUGGAACUGGCCCUCAAACAACCAAAGUAACAAAACCACGAGAAGAGUCACCACAGCGAGGACCUAGAACAGUCAUUUGCUAUAUUUGUGGGAGGGAAUUCGGAACCAAGUCAAUUGGGAUUCAUGAACCUCAGUGUUUGGACAAAUGGAAAACUCAAAAUGCACAAUUGCCCAAAGAAAUGCGCCGUCCCAUACCUCGCAAACCUGAAGGGUUAGCUAAUGGAAACCUCACAAGGUAACACAAUUUUAAGUUUAUUGACACAUUUUCCACUACAAGUUGUAAAUCAGAGAUGCUGAAGAGCUUAAAUCCAAGGUGUUCAGUUAGUGUCAUAAAAUCAAUAUAUAUAUAUAUAUAUAUAUAUAUAUAUAUAUAUAUAGACCUAUAUAUAUAUAUAUUGAGAGAAAUUUCUCAAUAAAUCAAUAUAUUAUUAUAUAAACAUGUUAAUCUGUUCAAUUAAAGCACUGAAAACUUGUUUGUAAAAUAAAAUUUGAAUAUGAUAAAAAUGCUAUAUAUAGGACCUCAUCCACAGAUGAAAAAAAUGUGAUGAACAUAUUUUAUAAAAAAAAAAAAAACAAGCAUAAAUUCAAGAGAGUGUUUCUAUUCCUAAAAAUUUUGAACCUAGAUUCUAAAAAACUUGUUUGUAAAAUAAAAUUUGAAUAUGAUAAAAAUGCUAUAUAUAGGACCUCAUCCACAGAUGAAAAAAAUGUGAUGAACAUAUUUUAUAAAAAAAAAAAAAAACAAGCAUAAAUUCAAGAGAGUGUUUCUAUUCCUAAAAAUUUUGAACCUAGAUUCUAUCAAUCAUACAAAAUUCUACUACAAGAAAAAAUAAAUGAUAUAACAAAAAGCAAAAGCAACCAGAACACAUUAUUCCCAAAGCAUCAAGGAUUACAGAACAACAAUGUAAAUUGGCAAGAAAAUUACCUCUUUAGCAGUUAUCACACUGUACAAAGACAUCCAAAUUCACACCAAAGAUGUAACAAGCGAACUGCAACAUCACAUAAACUUUUUGGCACAUAUAAAUCAUGAAAUGCCCAUAAAACAAAUUUUCUCUAUAAAAUUUAGAAAAGAAUAAUAACUGUUUUUAAAAGAAACCUCAAAAUCAAGCAAGAAAGAUAUCCGAUCAAAUAAAGGAACCCACUAACAAGAAAAGUCUCAACUAUCAAACCUAGUGUUGCAAAGUAUGAAAAUUGUUUGAUCCUCAGUGUUGUCCAGUUCGAUAAAUCCGUACAAAUCAGACAUCCAUAGAAAAGACAACAAUUGUUGGUGCAAUAAAUGACAUACCUCUUAAUAUAUUACAGUUGAUAUUUAAACUAUCAUUUUAAUGGCCAAGGAAAGAAAGACAAUUAACAAUCUAAAAGACUGGAUUCAGAAUAUUGUACUAAAGAAUAGGGACAAAUCUCAAUACUUCAAAACAUUCCAUAAGGUCAAGUGAAAAUGACAGCAACCCCACAAAAUAUUAUUUAAAAAAAUGUGUCCACUCCUUAAAACAUUAUAAAGGUUCAUUAUUUUUUUCUUUGACUACAUCUACAUUAAAAAUAAUUAACACAAACUAAAAAAAAUUAAAUUAUGUUAUAAUGUUAGAUUUACAAAAAGUAUAAAAAAGUUGCUUUUUAGGCACUGUAUUUAGGAAAUUAAGAUAUUUUAAAGAGAUGCACUUUUAGCUUUUCUUAUAAUAUUAUAUAAUUAUGAAUAUAUAAUUUGUUAAAACAACAGGGACCAGAUGAAUGAAGCAGCUUGGGAAGCUUCCAAAGCUCAACUUGUACCAUGUCAAAAUUGUGGCCGAAAGUUUGCACCAGAUCGACUUGUUGUUCACCUGAGAGCCUGUAAACCAAAAGGUGGAGUUGUAGGCGGAACUUCCACUGGAGGUGGUCAAAAUGUAAGUAAUCAGUUAAUCUAAUUUGUUCAGGUUUCCAUUUUAUAUAAAGAUUUUCUGUAAAAUAAAUAAAAAAUAAAAAAAUAAGUUAAAAUAUUUAUAAAUCAGUAUGGUGUAGAAUUUAACAAAUUUUAAUAUUUAACAGUUUUUGUGUCCUUCUUUUAAACAAAAUUAAGCCACCACCUUCUAAACCACCGCCAGUCAUGAAGCGACCACCCACUAUUAUUUGCUACAUUUGUGGAAGAGAAUUUGGCUCAAAGUCCAUAUCUAUCCAUGAGCCCCAGUGCUUACAGAAAUGGCAUAUUGAGAAUGACAAGCUUCCUAAAGCUAUGAGGCGUCCAGAGCCCCGUAAGCCAGAAGUUAGGGCAGUGGCAGGUAAAUAGUGGCUUUUGCCAUUGCUGCUUGGAAUUUCUGUCAGCUACAGAAAAGUGGUCUUUCUCUUAUUUCAUGUUAUGAAGUCUGCUUUGAAGAUCUUUUAACAGUUUUCAAUGUAGCGAAAAUAAGAAUGUCUCUCAUAAUUAAAAAAAAACCAAACUAACUAUUUAUAUACAUUAAGAUAACUAAAGUACUAUUUUGUUACUUAUAUCUUACCUAAAUUAGCCAUAAGUUAAAGUCUUCCAGGAAAAUGACAUCAAAGAAGUUAAAAAUUUCACAAAGGCUGCGACUAUUCGCACCCAGGUAUUAGAAGUGAGAGGUUGGGAUUAAAAAACUAUUUAAAAUAUUAUUGUUGGGUUUGUAAGACAAAAUAAGGUAUCAAAUGAAAGAUAAUUGAAUGGACUAUAUGUUUGUAAACUUACUUCUUCAUUUUAACUAAAAUAAUCUACCACAAAUGACAUCUGAAUGUAAUUUAGUCUAAAGGGACCCAGGUCCAAAUAGCGGCUAUGCCUACCUGGGUCAAUUUCAUUUAUAAAGCUUUUUAUCAACUAAAGAUAGUGUACUUUGGUCAAUAUUUAAUAGAGUUCUAGACUUCAUUUAGAAAUUUAUUAGCCUUUGAGUUAAAAAAAUAACAAUUAGGCCUACAUAUUUUUGUUAACUUGAAAAUAUCUCUCAUGUGCAAAUAAUUUCAUAGGACGUGUCAGAAACCUUAAUUAUUGCACUUGUUAUCACUUUCACAUAUAUAUAUAUAUAUUUUUAAAAAUAAGAUAUUAAUUAUUUUAGCAAUUUAGGUUUAACUUAAAAUAGUUUAGUCUAGCCUCAAACCUUCAAGUCAAACUUAACAGAUUUAACCUUUUGGGGAUCAACUUUUCAUGUUCAUUAAGGUUUAUUUUUUUAAUCAAAGUAUAAUAAAUUAGAAGAUUUCACCAAUAGUUUCAACUCAUCUAAGUUGUAAACAAUCUACUCGAGAGUAGAAUGUUUAGAACUUGCAUUUAAUCUGGAAAAGUUACGUGUAUUUGAAGAAAUUACAUCAGAAGAUGAGAGAAGGAUUCAAGAAAUUAAUAAACUCAUGAUCUGUUUUCAGGCAGCAAAACUGGGUCCUAUGACACGGAUGCAUUGAAUGAAGCUGCGUGGCAGAGUGCACAAGCGAACCUGUGUCCCUGUGAUAAUUGUGGAAGAACAUUCCUACCAGAUAGACUCAUUGUCCACCAAAGAAGCUGUCGACCUAAACCACCAAAAGCAGAAGCUUAAAUCAAUAGGCUCACGACUUAUUUCUAAAAUAAAUGUAUAAACAUCUAUAUGAAGUAUUGAUACCAUUUUAUUUUUCAAGAUGCUCCUUCAGCAAAUAUUAAAGCUAUGCAGCAGUCAAAUGGCUGAGCAUCUAUAUUUCAUUAUGUUGCUAUGCGACUUGCUAUAAAUAUUUAUGAAUAUAUAAUAAUAUAAAUAUAAAAAUAGAAACAAUGUUUUUUAAACUAAUGUAUAUUUUAUGUUUUAUUCAGUUAACUUCCUUUAGUGAGAUGAAACAUGACUGACAUGAAUUGCCAGGAAAAAAUAUUCUGAUUAAAAAAUUUCUUCUAUAAUUAUUUUCCCCCUCUGUUGUGUUAAUUUAUAUCAUUAUAUCUAUAAUUUAUUUUAAUGAAACUUUUUGACAUACAUCAUUUUAAAAAAUUUACAUUUAUUAUUAGUUUAGUUUAUAAAAUUUUUAUUGUAAAUAAUUUUGACAUUUUCUUGUAUCUAAAAAGAAAAGAUUUUCUUCAACAGCUUGUAUUUAUUUGUACCGGGUAUAUUUGUCUCCUAUAUCUUAUGCACUUAAUUUUGCCCCAUCUUAGCACCUUAAUAGUUUGAAAAU